CAACUCCAGCAUCAACAAAGAUGGUCUGCGCAAAAUGUGCGAAACUCUCGAAAUCGACGACUUUGGCAACACCAGGUGUCAAGAAGAAGAGUGAGAUGUAUUAUGGCUCGCCUGCAGGAUCCUCAAAGACCGAUAAGACCAAGACCUCCGCAACUUUGGGUAACAACGGCAUUGGGAAGAGUAAGUUGUUAUCAAAAGCAGCAAGAAAUCCCUAUGCAUCAUAUUCGAGCUCCUGCACCACUUGCAAGACAAAGGUGGAUCAAGGGCGAACAUAUUGUCAAAAAUGCGCCUACAAGGCAAAUGCAUGCGCCAUGUGCGGCAAAGCAAAUUCGAAAUCAACAGCAGCGGCUCCUGUCAUUGCUGGCCAGAAGUUUACCCUUAAAUGAAAUGAACGAAUACCACGACCAAUAUGCAGCGAUGAAAUUAUAGAGGCAUGGGCGUCAAGGAGUUCGAGGAUUAGAACUGGCCCAAAUGGUACAAAUUUCGCGGAGCAAACCCUGUGAGCAAGUGAAGCUCGGGAUUUAUGUUGAAUCGUGUACAAAGGGCGCUCGUUUAGAUACGUCGAUUUCCCCAUUUGAGCGGCAAGGACUUUGAUUUCAGAACAUGAAUUUCCUUUACGACAUAGGGUCUGCCUCGUUUUGCCUGAAAUGCCUCGGGGGUUUCUUACUGGCAGUACAUCGUUCCAAGUGCUCCAUCACAUAUUUCCCAAAAGAUACAACCAGUUUUGAUU
This is a messenger RNA of Hyaloscypha bicolor E, 730 nucleotides long. RefSeq names its product cript family protein. NCBI's taxonomy places the organism in Eukaryota, Fungi, Ascomycota, Leotiomycetes, Helotiales, Hyaloscyphaceae. The record is from RefSeq and is a predicted model, not a curated record. Gene Ontology annotation, molecular function: microtubule binding. The coding region runs from base 21 to 386 and encodes 121 amino acids. Gene Ontology annotation, biological process: cytoplasmic microtubule organization. The transcript is spliced from 3 exons.